This is a messenger RNA of Doryrhamphus excisus (bluestripe pipefish), 3312 nucleotides long. The record is from RefSeq and is a predicted model, not a curated record. Lineage: Eukaryota; Metazoa; Chordata; Actinopteri; Syngnathiformes; Syngnathidae.
GGUUGGUCAACAAGCUGCAUGCUGACAACCCUCUUUGAUGUCCAUACCUACAGAAAACAACUUUGCGGCUGCCACGCCUCCUCUUCCUCCUCCUGUGACUCCGACCUCCGCUGCCGGAGCCGGCCCCCUUCCCUCAGCUGGCUGACACAGGCAUCACGAGGAAGACACGCUAAACACGGUCCUCCUAAGUCCUCCGACUUAGGCGGGACAAAUGUCUUUCCCGACAUCAUGAGGAAUCUUUUUGGAAGGUCCAGGUGACGAGGUGGCGUUUGCAGCAUGAGUGGGAAGAUGAAGAGGAGCGGGAUGGUUCUCAGAUGGCGCAAGUCCUUCUCCAUCUUGGCUCCAUGGAGGAAAGGCAAAGAUGGCGACACGGUGAUGGACAGAACGGUCGUGCUGACAAAAAUGAAGCUACUCAGCAACGUCACCGAGAGACUUUUAAUGGCGGACGACUCCUCUUCCAGCUGCUCCACAGCUUCAGAGCAGAAGAUGCCACCUCGCUCCAAAGACUCUUCGCCGGACUCCCUGUCGGGACAGCGGCAGGCCGACCCCGCCGAGAAGUACCUGUCUGCCAUUUUGUCAGGCUCUCAGUUGAGCAGGUUGUACAAGUUUCAGUCAGAGGACUCUGGAGUGGAAUUAUCCAGUGGCGCCAACUCUCCGUCCACUCCGACGGGCUCUGAGCAGAACUUUAUGGUCCACAGCCGUGAGUCCUCCUGUGACUCGUGUCAUUUAAAGUCAGACGGUGACCAGCAAACAAGACGAGGACGGAGACCUGCCAGUCCAGCCUUGGACGCAGACCUGCACAUUGGCGAGGUCCAGGAAAUCCAUGGGUUUGGUGUGUCACCAAGGAACCUGAAGGACACGGACAAGCUUGAGGAGAACACAGAAGAAGAAUUCACGGACAAGGCAGACACGGAGACGGAGUCUUUAAAGGGGAGUGCUACCUGUGACGGUCUGGACCAGUACAUGGACCAAUGCUGCAGACUCAGUCAGAUGUAUGACUACCGGCUACCUACCCAGGUCCAGCAGUCGGGCUCCAAUCCACUGGGGUCAGGACUCGGGUACCUGGAGCACAUCUGCCAGCUUGUUGAGAGAAUCGGCCACCUGCAGGAGACCAACCUUCAGCUUCAGAAGCAGAUCUGCCGCUUGCAGAAGGAUGGAGGGAUGACAAAGACCAAAGAGGACUUCUUCCGACAUCACUGCUGCUGCGGCGCAGCGAGCCUGGCUUUCCAGGACAAAAGCCAGGCCUGGUCACCCGGCGGGACGCUCCGUGAUCUGUCAAGCAUUCCCGAGGCCACGCAGCACCAACUCCAUUCCACCCGGGAAGACAUGAGCGGUUUGAUACCCGAGCCCCUGUGGCGGAGAAGUGACCACUUCCACACUGAUAGGCCAGAAGGGCUUCCCACUGUCUAUCGGCCGAUGAGGGACUACCACACGUUGGGUCGGGUUAAAGACCUGGUGAAGAGAACUAAGUUGGGACUGUCCAGCACCUCCUUGAAGACGUCGUGUCCACAGUUGUACAGGCCCGAUCUGGGACGAGAAGAUCUUGCUGGCAGAAACAGGAACUCCAUGAUUGUCUUGGGACACCACGGCAAAGUGGACAUCCCCUGGCUGCAGUAAACCCCCAGAUGGCGUCACACAGACGAAGACUGACGGUGAUUCAAAACGGGAAGGGGAAUGAAAAGAACGAAGACUGGAAACGAGAAAGGAGUCCAAGCCGAAGAUGCCAGAAAGGCGGAAAGAAAGUCUAUGGAAUUUAGUUCGCAUUCCAAACAAGCUGCACAGGAACUUGGUCAAAUGACCUUCAUUUACUGUACGAGCGUGCGUUUACAUGGCAAAAGAAUCAUAAAGGUGCAAUAACCGAUCAUUAUUUGAUAAUAAAACGAUGUUUCCCAAGUGGCGGACAUGUUGGCGUGCAUGCAGAUGUAUCGUAUAUUAACGGUUACAUAAGAUCAAAACUGUGCUCCUCGCUCCUCUUUACUCCUCCAUUUACUCCGACAAAGGCUGCUCUGCUUUUCUUUCUACGGUGGAAACAAUUUUUUGAUUUUGAUUUUCAACCCCAGCGUUUGGCGCCAUAACCGAAACGGAGCGUAUGUUGCUUGCACAUUUACUCGUGGCUUUGUCCACAAUCUUACGGAGAUUGGCGGAUCAUAAAGGAUCUCUGCCAGUUGGCAUGGUCUCCCUUUGCAUAUCAUAUUUGAUAUCUUAUCUAAGACAGCUUUUCCGCUUUUGGCCUUUGUGGUCAUUUUGUUGUGUGGUUUGACUGCAGUGACAAUAAAGUUUUCAUACACGGACAAAGCUUUCUUCCUGUUAGUAGCUGUGGCCUUUUUGAUCUGAUCAACCAAUCAGAACUGGCGGCCUGUCUCUAUGAUCUGAUCAACCAAUCGGAACUGGGGUCCUACCCAUUUUGAUCUGAUCAACCAAUCGGAACUGGGGUCCUACCCCUUUUGAUCUGAUCAACCAAUCAGAACUGGCGGCCUGUCUCUAUGAUCUGAUCAACCAAUCGGAACUGGGGUCCUACCCCUUUUCAUCUGAUCAACCAAUCGGAACUGGGGUCCUACCCCUUUUCAUCUGAUCAACCAAUCAGAGCUGGUGGCCCGCCUCUUUGAUCUGAUCAACCAAUCGGAACUGGGGUCCUACCCCUUUUGAUCUGAUCAACCAAUCGGAACUGGGGUCCUACCCCUUUUGAUCUGAUCAACCAAUCGGAACUGGGGUCCUACCCCUUUUGAUCUGAUCAACCAAUCAGAACUGGCGGCCCGCCUCUUUGAUCUGAUCAACCAAUCAAUAUCAGAAAUCUGGUUGGCUUUAAAAAGCCAAAGUCAGAUUAGAUUGACAUGGCAACACUUGGCUCGAACCGUUAACAUUCCGGAUGUCCUUCAUGACGAAUACCGAAGGUGCUUACUAGUGGAGAUUCGAAACUGAGGAUUGCGCUCCAAAGUCCAGAACGCUAACCACCACACCAUGGCGGGCUCUACUGGAAGCACGACUGCUGGGAAUAAAUUAGCCUUCAAGGAAAAGGUUUGAAAUGUAGGUCAGUGCUUCUGCUCAUGGUUAGGCCAGCAGAGAUGACCUUGCUGACCCUGAGUACAUAUCGGCAUCUUCCAUCUCCAUUUUUGUCCAUUUUUGCACGACUCUAGGUAGCAGGAGUACGGUAGAAGCCGAGUCAUAUUGCGGGCAAUCCUGCAGGGGAGCAGAAUACUCAUGGCGGAGUUUGAACACGGUGUAAGUACAUGCAUACCAAUCUAUUACUGUAACAGGCAAAGAGGGUUGGUAUCAGUAUGCAGUAUUUCUAUUUGACAUGCGGUAUUACUUCCU